Molecule: messenger RNA, 3580 nt
Organism: Procambarus clarkii (red swamp crayfish)
Lineage: Eukaryota; Metazoa; Arthropoda; Malacostraca; Decapoda; Cambaridae
Gene: Ube4A
Product: Ubiquitination factor E4A
Biological process (GO): protein polyubiquitination
Cellular component (GO): cytoplasm; nucleus; ubiquitin ligase complex
Molecular function (GO): ubiquitin-ubiquitin ligase activity
Source: RefSeq, a predicted model, not a curated record
GUAAGUAGCCGUGUACGAAGGGGUGAGUGGAGGAGGGAGUGCAGACGACACGUCACUCAGUCUGCCGUCACUUCCCGGACGGGGAAGAUGACUGUCUCGCGUAAUUACUGACACUUUCCUCACCUUCAGCCACCCGUCUUGACUCACAGUCACAUGUAGACUUGCAAGAUGUCAGAGAAGUUGCAAGAUAAUCCCUUUGCUGCACUCUUCUGCACAGUGAAGGAUGCAGAGCAGUUCAGCAAGCAACAGCAGGAAUUUCACAUUCACCAAAAGCCACUCGUAGAUGCACCCAGAAGACCAACGAAUAACAACAAUGAGGAAAACACAACUGACUUCCUUGAGGAUUUGCUGCUAGUGACGACCAGACCAGGACCAUACGCCUCCCCUCGGGUGCUGCUAACAGACACUGAAAACCUCACUACGGACACACUUCAGCUUGUGCUAUUUGAGCGGUUACUGUUAGAAAAUCCAAAUACACAUGUAGUAGGACUUGGGGGUGAGGGAAGAGAAGAAGCUGGAAGAGUGGAAGUGGUUGUAUACCUGAGUGAAGUGUAUGGGAGAUGUUGGGCUGCCAGAGACAAGCCAUUUGCCAAAGUGGCCAGACAGGUCCAGGGAGCUGUGAUAACCAACCUUGCCACAGCCUUGGAGCAGCCAGAGCUCUACCGUGGCCAGUACCCUGACCGACAAUUACGUCAGAUUCUCUUGAAGGGCUUGGGUCAGGAAUCUGCAGUGGAGGACCUUGCUAGUAAUCUAAUUGAACACCUAGCUGAUCAAGGAGCAACACCACCUCUACUAUUUGAACAGCUCAUUGUUGAUAUCACCAAACAGCUUGAACAGUGUUCACUCAUGACAGUCAAUUACCAGUUGGUGAACAUAUUAGACUUUUAUGCUGCUUCGCCAUUCCUUGCAAAUCUCAUCAUCAAGACCCCAGAAAAGGUAAAUCAGGACAAGACUGGUCGAGCUUAUCAGCAUACACCCCUGGGCAGCUUGCUCUCCUUGUCAUGCCUUCCUAAACAUGUAGCUGCACAGUACGAGUUCUUUGAGAAGCCGUCAUCACAGCCAGGCCAGGUGCACAAGGACACAGAGAACAGCAUAUGGCUGGCCCAGAAUAAUAUAAAUUCAAGGGUUUACAAAAUCUUCUACAUGUUGCUUAAGGUAUCACCAGAGGCCAAGGCGGGGUUGUUAACCUGGGUAGAAUCAUGCCUUGCAGCAAACAGUGGGCGUGCUGGCUUGUGGCAUGUUCAGGGAGGAGGAGGAUUACAGCUGGCCACGUUUGUGUCUGACGGAUUUAUGAUUAAUCUUGGUGCAGUGAUGUUACAGCUGGCACAGCCAUUUACACAAGAUCUUAAGACUGCCAAAAUACUUAAGGUUGACCCCACAUAUUGUGCAGCUCCACGAGUGGGAGGCAACAAUGGAGUGCCUGGAGCAUACACAGGAGACCUCGGGAAACAGACCACACUGGUCCCUCGUCCAGAUAAUUCACCUCGCUCUUAUACCAAGCAGUAUUCCUUCAUCAGUGCCUGCUUUUUUAUGACUCACCGAGCUCUACAUCUUGGCAUACAGGUGGUUCAGCAGAAACUUCACAAGUUGUCUCAGGAGCUGGGACGCAUGCAACGUGAAUUUCAAGAUGCCUCUGCUCAAGGGUCACCAGCUACAGAGAUGAUGCGUUCGCACAUGGAGUCACGCACCACUAGUCUUCUCUCCUUCAAAGCUGCUGUCUUUGAACCUCACAUGGCUGAAAGCCUAUUGCAUUUUCUGGCAGCAUCUGCUGAAUGGCUGGUACAAAUGGCUCUUUGCCCUCCCAAUCAACUCAGUCCUCCAACUACUCUACAUGAAGUUAAAGUGCCACUUCCUGAAGACACAGAUGCACACAUUUUUCUGCAAUGUAUUCCUGAAUUCCUAGUAGAGACACUUACAGAGACCAUCAGUGCUGUUCGGAGAUACAGCGCUGGGCUUUUGGACUCGACGGGAGGCAGUCUAAUAUUGCCCCACCUUAUGUCUUUCAUAGUUGUAUUCAUGGGUUCUCCAAAACGCAUGAAUAAUCCCCACCUUCGUGCCCACCUUGCAGAAUGCUUAGAAACUCUCCUUCCAGAGAGUAGCAGUUCUAGUGGAGGAUUUCUUUCAGGUUACCGAGAGCAGCUAUUUACUAAGCAUCCUGCAUCGCCACAGCUUGUUCCAGCUCUUCUUCAUGUGUUUGUCAGCAUUGAAAUGACUGGCCAGAGUGUUUCCUUUGAAGAUAAGUUCAACUACAGAAGACCUAUGUAUGAGGUGAUAAAAUAUUUAUGGGACUUGCCAAAACACAGAAAAAGGUUUACAGAAUUGGCUGAAGAAUCUCUGGCAAACAUGGAGUCUGCCAAGCCUCCGUUAUUCCUGCGCUUCGUCAACCUCUUGAUAAAUGAUGCCAUUUUCUUGUUGGAUGAAGGGCUGUCAUACAUGUCACAACUUCGAGAAACUCAACUAGAGAGAGACAGUGGAGAUUGGUUGAAUCUUCCUUCUGCACAGCGGGCUGAGAGAGAGGGAAAUUUCCAGCACAUGUCCCUCUUUGCCCGCUUUAACAACAUGCUUGGAGCACACACCAUCCACACACUUAUCAGACUCACUAAAGAGAUUCCCCAGAUGUUUACCCACAAUACUCUUGUCGACCGCAUGGCUGCCAUGCUCAACUACUUCCUCUCUACACUCGUGGGCCCAAAGCAACGCAACCUUAAGGUACGGGAUAUGGAGAAAUAUGAGUUCCGUCCUGGUGAGACAGUUUUCGACAUAUGCACAAUAUACACUCAUCUUUACAAGAGCGCAGGAUUUUGUCUUGCCGUGUCAGCUGAUGGAAGGUCAUACACUCCUCAGCUGUUUUCUCAAGCCCAUGCUGUAUUAUGUCGUAUUGGGCGUGGAACACUGGCGGAAGAGCUUGAGGUGGUGGCAGAGAAGGUGAAGGAGGCUGGGCAAGCUAAUGCUGAGGAAGAAGACAUUGCUGCUGAUGCCCCAGAGGAGUUCCUUGACCCAAUCAUGUCACACUUAAUGGUUGACCCAGUUAUUCUGCCAUCAUCUAGGUUAACAUGUGACCGGCAAACCAUUGCACGACACCUUCUGUCUGACCAGACAGAUCCUUUCAACCGUCAGCCACUCAACAUGGAGGAGGUCCGUCCCAACACCGAACUCAAGGAGAGAAUAACUGCCUGGUUAAUAGAACAGCGUGCAUUAAGAGCAAAGAGGUCCGAGACCCAGGUGGAGGAGUUAAAAGAUUCACCUUAACCUAGGAAUACAGUAUAAAUUAAUUUUCCCUUUUUAACAUGUGCAUGACUGUUGAAAACCUCUAUUAGAUAUAUUAGAUAAUGUUACCAUAUAUAAAAACUUGUUACCCAUUUUUAUAUCAAAACUGCAAAUACAAAAAUAUAAUAGUGUCAACAUCAAUUUAAUGGUGUUGGUGUUUUAUUUUUGUUUAUUAUUCAAAAGUUUAUUAAAUUGUUUAAUAUUUUAUUAAAGAAAUAUGUAUCUGAUAUGUUGUGAUAUUCACUGUAAACAUUAGUUGUACAGUCCUCUCUUGAUUAGUAAGGAAAAAUCUUUAAUAAAUUUUGUGUUAUAA